UGCUCGCGAAAAAAUUUCAAUUUAAAUAUAAAUAUUUUCGGCAGUCGUAAUGUUGAAGUAUUCGAGUUCAGAAGUAGAACGAUUUAAAAAAAAUGUAUUUUUCAACGACUCGGGUCAUUAUUUUGGUUUUAGCGGUAAGUUAUGUAGAGAGCAGACGCGUUAAACGAAUUGUUGGUGGUAUUCAAGCUGCCCCACCACCUCCGGAUGAUCCAGUUGUCUUCACCAAAUUAUACAGCAAAGAUGCGCGCGUUGAAGGAUAUCGGAACGCACUGAGUGGCUUGUAUUCAUUCCUGGCGAUACCGUUUGCCUAUCCGCCGAUCGGAAAUGAUCGUUAUCGUCGUCCGCGUUUUAAACGGCUAGAAGGAGAUGUAAAUGCCACCGUGUUUGGUCAACCUUGUCCUCAACCAGAUUCAGAAGGUUACAUUGUUGGUUCCGAAGAUUGUUUGUGGCUGAAUAUUUACACACCUCAAAUGCCGGACGAAUCGACGGGCUUGCCGGUGAUUGUAUGGAUUCACGGCGGUGGUUAUCGUUAUGGUUCUGCAAAUCAAUAUACAGCUGAGUCGUUAACAUCGAAAAGUGUAAUUUUUGUGCCGAUUCAGUAUCGAUUGGGAUCGCUUGGAUUUUUGGGCGAUGGCACAACGGAAUUUUCAGGCAAUGCUGCUCUAUUUGAUAUGGCAAUGGCUCUUCGCUGGGUGCACGAAUACAUACACUUUUUUGGUGGUGAUCCAAAGCAAAUUGUCGUAAUGGGACAAGGAAGUGGAGCCCAAGCGGCAACCUAUUUAACAACAACACAACGAUCGUCACGUGAAAUGGUCAGCGGUGUGGUUGCCAUGUCAGGCUCACCAUAUACACCGAAUGCCGUUGAUGAUACACCAACGCAAACCAACAAAGAUGUCAUUGCUAUAAAUAGUUGUCAACGAGAAAAUGAAACGGAAAUCGUGAAAUGCAUGCGAGCUCGAAAUUUUGAGGAUAUAAUUCGUGCGGAUUCAAAGAUACAAGUUGAGCGAUUGCAAGGCCAAAAUAUGGUUCGAACAAUGAAUGGCAAUGUUGGAUAUCAACCAAUUGUUGAAGGUAAAGAGAAUCAUCGUUCACUUCCUGGAUUCCUUGAAGAGAAUCCAAGAUAUGUUGUCGGCAAUGGUACGUUCAAAAAGGUACCACUACUUACGGGUGUAACUCGCGAUGAGACCGCCAAUUCCAUCAAUAUUAAACAGAUCGAAAAAAUCUUCAUGACAACCACCAAAUUUUUGGACUCAGUCACCAAUACUCUGAAGAAAAAUGGCGUGCUUGGAAAUGUUAUGAACACUCUUUUGCCCGGUGUUGAAAAAGUGCUUUCACUGAGUGAAUAUUUGAAAGUUUCCGAUAAAUUGAAUGUAAUGCAAGUGGUGAGCAAAUUGACUGAGGCCACCACCGAUGCUCUUUUCAAUCUUCCGGCAAUUUUAACGGUGCAAACAUGGACAAAGGUGGCGCCCGCAUAUUUGUACAGUUUUGAGCAUAUUGGCCGAAGUAGCAAUCGUGGUUCGACAUUUUUGAAAGGCCUUCCAAUUGUCGGUAAUGCACAACCAGCAAACAAUACCGUAGGUCAUGGUGAUGAAUUGGCAUAUCUAUUUGAUGCUCGGGAUAUUUUCGGCAAACAAUUAAACAAUAUCAAACCGUUGGAUGAGACUGAUAAAAAAGUUCGUGAUAUUUUCUCCAAUUUGGUGACACAAUUUGCUUACUGGAAUAGUGGCCAAGGAGUGAAAAAUAAAGCAGCAUUUCAGGAAUUCAAAUCGGAUCAAAGCAACUUCAUUCGCAUUGGACAGGAAGCGAUGCUGGGCAAAGAUUUCCGUUUCUGCCAAAUGGCACUUUGGGGUGCAAUCGUAAAACCAUCGUCCAAAGACACAUCAUGCAAAUUCAUUGUCAAUCAACUGGCGUCAUCUUUACUAACGGCCACAGGAAAUCUUACUUCAUCCCUUGGCAAUACACUGGGAAAUACUUUGGGCAUUUUGAAUCUUGGCGGAAAGAAGGACGCAUCAGGAGUAGCACCGGCAAAAAGUGGCGUUCAACUAGGUGCAACAGCGAACAAACAAACCGAUAAAAAGGGUGCCGUUACGAAUAAUCGAUGAAGUGGCGGACUACUUGGCCUACUUUAACUGCGAACAUAUCCAGUUUCGUUCCUGAUUUCAUGAAAAUAUUUUCCAUUUUGAUGAAUUUAUAAUAGAUUUGAUUUCCAUUAUGGAAAAAUCCAUUGGCAAAAGUUUGGAAUGAAUUGUAUGAAAAGAACGCAGUUUUAGUACCAUUAAUAAAACGUCCUUAAAAAUUUAAUGUUAA
Molecule: messenger RNA, 2307 nt
Organism: Sitodiplosis mosellana (orange wheat blossom midge)
Lineage: Eukaryota; Metazoa; Arthropoda; Insecta; Diptera; Cecidomyiidae
Product: pyrethroid hydrolase Ces2a
Exons: 6
Coding region: 93-2102 (669 amino acids)
Biological process (GO): presynaptic membrane assembly; modulation of chemical synaptic transmission; synaptic vesicle endocytosis
Cellular component (GO): synapse; cell surface; postsynaptic membrane
Molecular function (GO): signaling receptor activity; neurexin family protein binding
Source: RefSeq, a predicted model, not a curated record